This is a messenger RNA of Neodiprion fabricii, 2468 nucleotides long. RefSeq names its product calpain-A-like. Gene Ontology annotation, biological process: proteolysis. Bases 92 to 2461 code for a protein of 789 amino acids. The record is from RefSeq and is a predicted model, not a curated record. Lineage: Eukaryota; Metazoa; Arthropoda; Insecta; Hymenoptera; Diprionidae. The transcript is spliced from 16 exons. Gene Ontology annotation, molecular function: calcium ion binding; calcium-dependent cysteine-type endopeptidase activity. Gene Ontology annotation, cellular component: cytoplasm.
GGACUGUCACGUCGAGCAAUUACACGCAAAACCAUUCAACCGUGCCAUCGAUUCGGUAACCAUACCUAUAAUUUCAAAAUAAACACUUGCCAUGCACUGGUCAUACGAAGAUAAUGAUGAUGAUAACGAGAAUGAAGAAGGAUAUUCAGGACUCGAGUUUUUCGCGAAAAAGGUUGCAGAAAUUAGACGUAUAUUACCGUCACUUCGUAACAUCAAAGUGCUCGGAGAAAGAGGCUCGGGUACCAGAGCACGAGGAACAGUUCAAGAUUUUAACAAGCUGAGGCAGGAAUGUUUAUCGAAUGGAAAACUGUUCGAAGACCCCGAGUUCCCGGCACAAGAUGAUUCCAUAUAUUUUUCGAAAAAACCCGACCGCCACAUCGAAUGGAAACGUCCAAUGAAAAUUGCACACGAUCCACAACUAUUCGUUGAGGGGUUUUCACGGUUUGACGUAAAACAGGGCGAGCUUGGUGAUUGCUGGCUCCUCGCAGCUGUUGCCAAUCUUACACUACAUCCAAACUUAUUCUUUCAAAUUGUACCCAAAGAUCAAAGCUUCGAAGACAACUAUGCAGGGAUAUUCCAUUUCAGAUUUUGGCAGUACGGAAGAUGGGUGGAUGUAGUCAUAGAUGAUCGCCUGCCGACUAGUCAAGGGAAAUUGAUGUUUUUACAUUCAGCUGAAAAUAACGAGUUUUGGAGUGCACUGCUUGAGAAAGCCUACGCGAAGCUUCAUGGUUCGUAUGAAGCUUUAAAGGGAGGAACGACAUGUGAAGCUAUGGAAGACUUUACCGGAGGAGUAACAGAGCUGUACGAAAUGAAUGAAACACCGCCAAACUUGUUCAAUAUUCUACUCAAAGCUUAUGAAAGAAACUCAUUAAUGGGUUGUUCACUGGAGCCGGAUCCAAACGUAUUAGAAGCUGAAACGCCAGAAGGUUUAAUCAGAGGACAUGCCUAUAGUAUUACACGAGUCCAGUAUGUUGAUAACAUGACGCCAAAUCAAGUAGGAAAAACUCCUUUAUUGAGAUUGAGGAACCCAUGGGGUAACGAGGCUGAAUGGAAGGGACCUUGGAGUGAUCAAUCACCUGAAUGGAGGUUAAUUCGUGAUCACGAGAAAGAGGAACUGGGAUUAACGUUCGAUGCAGAUGGUGAAUUUUGGAUCUCUUUACAAGAUUUCAAGCAUCACUUCACACGGCUUGAGAUCUGUAACUUGAAUCCGGACUCUUUAACAGACAGUGAUCUCAGCGCUGGUAAAAAAAAAUGGGAAAUGAGCAUAUUUGAAGGGGAAUGGGUACGCAGAGUAACAGCUGGUGGAUGCCGUAACUUUUUAGAAACCUUUUGGCACAACCCCCAGUACCGUAUAACAUUAGAAUACCCGGAUGAAGAUGAUGACAAAUGCACGGUUAUCGUAGCAUUGAUGCAGAAAAAUCGUAGGGCACAAAGACAGAUGGGUGCUGAUUGUCUGACAAUUGGCUUUGCCAUGUAUCGUCUGGAAGAUCCCGACAGAUUACCAAAGCCGUUAGAUGUUAAUUUCUUCAAGUACAACGCCUCGGUAGCUCAAUCUCCGUCAUUCGUUAACCUUCGUGAAGUUAGCUGCCGAUUCAAGUUGCCGCCUGGUAUUUACUGCAUUGUUCCCAGUACUUUUAAUCCGCAUGAAGAAGGCGAAUUCUUAUUGAGAGUAUUUUCUGAAAAUCAGAACAACAUGGAGGAAAAUGAUGAACAAAUCGGUAUCGGCGAAGUCGAUGAUAGGGUCAAUAACCAUGGUAAAGAAAGGCCAGAAGGGCAAGAAGAUACAGUAAGAGAUCGGCCUGAGCCUGAUAGAAACGAGGAAAAAGUACGAGAGUUCUUCAGAAAACUUGCCGGUGAUGAUAUGGAAGUCGAUUGGAUGGAACUGAAAGAAAUCUUGUACUUCGCUAUGCGCAAAGAGCUACCAUCAUCUGCUCGACGUAGCGAGGCUCGAGCCCCAGAAAUCACCCCAGGAGAAUGGUCCAUUGUCAACACGCUCAUCUCGUUACUCUGUGGUCUUGUUUGUAACUACAAGCAAUACAAUAAACCUGUAGAAUUGCAAAGCGAAGGUUUCAGUCAAGAUAUAUGCCGUAGUAUGGUUGCCAUGCUGGAUACAGAUCGUUCCGGUAAACUAGGAUUUGAAGAGUUCAAAUCACUUUGGAAUGACAUUAGAAAUUGGAGGGUUGUAUUCAGAUUAUACGAUAGAGAUGGUUCUGGAUACUUGAGCGCGUUCGAGCUUAGACAAGCUUUAAAUAGCGCCGGCUAUCGCAUGAAUAAUCAUAUUUUGAACGUACUUGUACAUCGUUAUGGAACGAAGGAUGGAAUGAUCGCAUUCGACGAUUAUAUCAUGUGCGCUGUACGUCUAAAGACGAUGAUUGAUAUAUUCAGAGAACGCGAUCCAGAUAAGACAAACACUGCUACUUUUACAAUGGAAGAAUGGGUUGAGAAGACAUUGUAUUCGUAAUCAAUAA